CUGAGUCGACUCACCUGUCCCGACACCGAAAGACUUCCCUCCAGAGCUGAACACCUGAAGCAACGGAAGAUUAGAGAGGGACAAGAAAACGAGAGGAACGAGAAGAAAAGUGCCCGGGCGGAGGAAGAAGGGAUAACCGACACCUGGUCUCCUUCCCCGUUUCCUGCUUUUGCAACUGUUACCUGGCCCGGCCGCGGGGGAAGCCGUUUCUUCUUCAGAGGGAAGAAAGUGGACACUUCGGUCGCUGAAGGAAAAAUGCCAAGAGCCUUUUUGGUGAAAAAGGCGAGCGUUUCGCCGGGAAAGCGGAACUGGAGUGAACUACCUGACCAUGAGCGAGGGGACGUCUACAUCCCAGUCUCCAUCUUUCCUCCAUCGGCCCUGUCGUCGGAAGCUGAGGCGAGCCCGGCCGAGAUCGUUCCCCUGUGCCUCAGCAAGCAUUCCCUCACUGAGACGCGGGCUGAGCUCCCGUCAAGCACCACGCUCGGCCAACCUCAGAGCCCAGAUGGUUCUCCGCAAGGGAGGUGUGACAUCAGGAAGAGGUCCCAUGGUGGCUCAACCUAUGUCAGAUCCAAAAUCAAGGUAACUACAGGAGAGUUGCCACCUGACCCCCCCUCUGUCCCUCGUCCUCCCACUCCACCACCUCUGGCAUCACAUGCUACUGAGAUGCUACCGGCUACUCCUUCAGAGGCGGUCUGCAUGGCGACCAGAUCAUCAGAUCAGAGUCAAAAUACUUCCACAACAGCCCCCGCAGGGUUUGUCUGCCAGAUUUGCCAGAAGACUUUCCAGUACCAGCGUAUGUUGAACAGACAUGUCAAGUGCCAUAACGAUACCAAGAGACACCUGUGCAGCUUCUGUGGCAAAGGCUUCAAUGACACCUUCGACCUCAAGAGACACGUACGCACACAUACAGGCGUCCGCCCGUAUAAGUGCACCCUCUGCGACAAGGCCUUCACCCAGCGCUGCUCUCUGGAGUCCCACAUGAAGAAGAUCCACAGCGUCACCCUGAAGUACGCCUACAAGGAGCGACGCAACAAGCUGUACGUGUGCGAGGAGUGCGGCCACACAGCGGGAACUCAGGACGACCUGCUGGUCCACCUCCACUCGCUGCACCCUGACAGCACCCUGCUGAAGGGGAAGGCUGCCAGGAGGGGAGGAGGUGCAAGAGGAGCUGAGGCAGGCUCUGCCGGCGGGUCGACACCAGGUUCUCCUCAGGAAGGAGACAGUGAUGAUACCACUGGCUCAGCUGGGCAAUAG
Molecule: messenger RNA, 1254 nt
Organism: Menidia menidia (Atlantic silverside)
Lineage: Eukaryota; Metazoa; Chordata; Actinopteri; Atheriniformes; Atherinopsidae
Source: the annotation of a GenBank genome assembly